CACUGUUAUACAAUUCAUACAGUCUUUCUUUCUUUUUGCCAUUUUCCCAGUUCUCUUAUAUUCUUUCUAACCAACUUGCUGUACUGUACUUGUACCUGUCAUAUACAUAUAUUUCUGUUUAAGUACAUGUAACCGCCAUUUAUGUGGCGAGAAUAACAAGACACUCCAGCUCUUUAUUGUGCUAUGAUUGUUCCAAGAAUGGAAACUGUUCAUUCUUGGUCAGUUCCCAUAUAGCACAAAAAAAUUCCACUUUCAGUGCUGUUAAGUUUUUCUUUUCUUUCUUCUUGUAAAAGAGAAAAAACAAAGAACAAUUCUGGGUUUUAUGUAAAUGACCAACAAAGAAACACUGAGGAAGGAACUGGGUUCCUUUCCAUGAAAUGUGUUUUGUCACAGAUAAAAUUCAGUGACUGAAGCCACAUCUCUACCUCCACAAUAACACAAUGGGUUAUGGUAAUUCAAGAUCUGUAAGGUUUAAAGAUGAUCUUGAAUUAGCCAAGCUACCAGCAGGCAAUGGAGAUGGUGUAGUUAAGCUUAAAUAUAACAUUGAUGGAACCCAAAUAUCAGAGUCUAGUUCUAAGAAGUCUGAGAAAGAAGUUUCAGUGAAGCCUGGAAGAUCAUUGAAAGCCAAAGUAUUAUCAAGAGUAUUCUCUGAGGAUUAUGAGAGAGUUAAGAGGAAGAUAUUGGACCCUCGAGGGCCAACAGUUCACAGAUGGACUAAGAUCUUUUUGAUAGCAUGCUUAGUUUCUUUGUUUGUUGAUCCCCUAUUCUUUUACUUGCCAAUAGUCUCGAACAAUGCUUGCAUAGAUAUUGGAAUACCCCUGGAAAUUUCCCUUACAAUUGUUAGGUCAAUUGCUGAUGUAUUUUACAUGAUCCAGAUUUUCAUUCGUUUUCGAACUGCUUAUGUUGCGCCUUCUUCCCGUGUUUUUGGAAGAGGAGAGCUUGUUAUUGAUUCUAAAAAGAUUGCAGUGAAGUACCUACAAACACACUUCUGGAUUGAUCUUGUUGCCGCCCUGCCUCUUCCUCAGGUGUUAAUUUGGUUUGUUAUCCCUAAUCUUGCUGGUUCCACAAUGACAAACACCAAAAACGUUCUUCGGUUCAUCAUCAUUUUUCAGUACCUUCCUAGACUCUUUCUUAUCCUUCCCCUUUCAUCAAGAAUUAUUAAGGCCAAUGGUGUUGUGACAGAAACAGCAUGGGCAGGAGCUGCUUAUAACCUGAUGCUAUACAUGCUGGCAAGCCAUGUAAGUGCAAAGUUACCCUUUUGCCCAGAUGAAACCUAUCAGAAUUGCAAUGCUCAACCAGUCAAUUUUUCUUUCUUGAAGGUUUUAGGAGCUUGCUGGUAUCUUCUAUCGAUUGAAAGGCAAGAAGCAUGCUGGAGAAGCGCAUGUCAUCUGGAGAAGCCUUCUUGUCGAUACAACUAUUUUGAUUGCCAUCAGAUGCAUAACCCUCUUAGGGUUUCCUGGUUCAAAUCAAGCAAUGUUACACAUCUAUGUCAACCAAAUAUUAGUUUCUAUCAGUUCGGUAUAUUUGGGGAUGCUUUGACAUUUGGUGUUACAACUUCAACAUUUUUCCGCAAGUACUUUUACUGUCUUUGGUGGGGCUUAAAGAACCUGAGCUCAUUAGGGCAGAAUCUUUCCACAAGUACAUAUGUAGGUGAAAUAACUUUCGCCAUUGUUAUCGCAACACUAGGCCUGGUUCUGUUUGCAUUGCUCAUUGGGAAUAUGCAAAGAUACCUACAAUCAACGACAGUACGCUUAGAAGAGUGGAGAAUAAGAAGAACUGAUACAGAACAAUGGAUGCAUCAUAGACAGCUGCCAACAGAGCUAAGACUCUCUGUUCGGAAGUACGACCAGUACAAGUGGGUUGCCACUAGAGGAGUUGAUGAAGAAGCUCUUCUCAAAGGGCUGCCCCUUGAUCUCCGAAGAGACAUCAAGCGCCACCUCUGCCUAGAUUUAGUCCGGAGAGUUCCAUUAUUUGAUCAAAUGGAUGAAAGGAUGCUAGAUGCAAUAUGCGAGAGGCUAAAACCUGCAUUGUCCACUGAAGGCACAUUUCUUGUGCGUGAAGGUGACCUUGUCAACGAGAUGCUAUUCAUAAUCCGUGGCAAUCUUGAUUCUUAUACAACCAACGGUGGCCGUACUGGGUUUUUCAACUCAUGCCGCAUUGGCCCUGGUGAUUUUUGCGGCGAGGAGUUGCUGACAUGGGCAUUAGAUCCGCGACCAAGUGUCAUCCUCCCAUCAUCCACUCGCACCGUCAAGGCUAUUUCAGAAGUCGAGGCAUUUGCACUUGAAGCAGAAGACCUGAAGUUUGUAGCAUCGCAGUUUAGAAGACUGCACAGCAAGCAACUAAGACAAAAGUUCCGCUUCUACUCUCAUCAAUGGAGAACAUGGGCGGCAUGUUUUAUUCAAGCAGCAUGGCGACGGUAUAAAAAAAGAAAGGAAGCAGCUGAACUCAGAGCUAAAGAAAACCCUGCAGAAGCUGAGCCUGAACCUCCUUCAGCAAGCUCAGGCUUGGCAAUGUGUGCCGCACGGCUAGCAGCAAGUACUAGAAGGGGCAUCAUGAAGCAUUCUGCAUCAGAUUCCAGCGUUGUAAGAUCACUGCAGAAGCCUGCAGAACCAGAUUUUUCAGUAGAUGAGGAUUGAGUUUCAGGAUUUUCCGAAUUCGUCUUGAAGCUUAUAUGUACAAAAUUAGAUGUUUGUGUACAUUAAUUUAGUAACUGGGGCAAAUUAUGAGGACUCCAUUCUAUUCUAUUUGUUUCCUUACAUGUCCAUAAACAUAAUGAGAUUACAUUACAGUAACGGGAUCUUCGACAUUGAAGACAGUCCUUGUGUAGAAAUUGAUUUUAAUAAGGAAAGAAAUCACAAUUUGCUCAGAA
This is a messenger RNA of Ricinus communis (castor bean), 2869 nucleotides long. RefSeq names its product protein CNGC15b. Gene Ontology annotation, cellular component: membrane. The record is from RefSeq and is a predicted model, not a curated record. The transcript has 7 exons. Gene Ontology annotation, biological process: monoatomic ion transport; transmembrane transport. Gene Ontology annotation, molecular function: monoatomic ion channel activity; protein binding. NCBI's taxonomy places the organism in Eukaryota, Viridiplantae, Streptophyta, Magnoliopsida, Malpighiales, Euphorbiaceae. The coding region runs from base 441 to 2636 and encodes 731 amino acids.